Caretta caretta (loggerhead turtle) is the source of this 6179-nucleotide messenger RNA. RefSeq names its product DExH-box helicase 58 (gene DHX58). Gene Ontology annotation, cellular component: cytoplasm. Gene Ontology annotation, molecular function: hydrolase activity; ATP binding; DNA binding. The record is from RefSeq and is a predicted model, not a curated record. Lineage: Eukaryota; Metazoa; Chordata; Testudines; Cheloniidae. Gene Ontology annotation, biological process: antiviral innate immune response; cytoplasmic pattern recognition receptor signaling pathway; negative regulation of RIG-I signaling pathway.
AGUUGCCACCACCUCUGUCCAGCUGCAGCAGGAAGCCGCGAGCACCAGCCUGGGAAUGAGAUGGUCAAACAGCCUGCAAAGCAAUCCCUUCUCGCAACCCCCGCCAGGGCCCACCCCCCCCCCUCGGCCCUGACUCAGCUGGGAGCCCAGGGUAGACAGUUCCCACCACGUGCUCUGCGGUGCCCACUGCCCCUAGGCUGAGCCCUGUGUCCCUCAGAGUUAAUCGUGCACAGUGGGGCCCCAGUCGGUGCAGGUGGGCUGGGACACGGGCCUGGGAGCGUGUGUAACGGUAGCACCGGCUGCAGCCAGCCUGGGCUGCGCUCAGCCCCUGCUGUGUGGAAGCCAGCGGGGUGAAGGUACGCCAGAGCCCUGCCAUGCUCUCCCUGGCACACCUCCCUGCUAAGUGGUGUCACCUGCCAGCUGGAGCUAGAGACUUGGGCCCCUCUAGUAAUUGUACCAUGAGGCCAGCCCCAGCUGAGCUCAGGCCCCUCUUGUGCCAGGGGCCAUGAACCAGCAAGAGUCUCUGCCCCAGAGCGCCCAGUCUCAAGCAGAGCCAGGGGGAUGGGACUUGCCCAAGGUCACACGUGAGGGCCAAAGCAGAGUUAGGAAGUGAACACUGUCCAGGGCUCUGCCCACUGGCCCCUGUGUGUUGUGGGUGUAAGUGCAGCAGUGUAAGGACGAGGGCGACAUCCGGUAACUGCCCAGAGAUCUCUGUGCUGACGGCUGCUGCUAAACAGCAGCCGGUCAAUAUGGCUAGGCCGAGGCAUCCUUCAUUCAGGCUCAAUGGGACAAGCAAUUAAAUAUCCCAACAUCUAGCAAUAGCUGGAAACAAUAGGAGACCACCACCCAUGUCACUGGGCCACAGGCUGGAGUGAAGCAGUGGGAUCUGAGAGGUUUCCCCAGGCUUGAUUGCAGAUGCAGGUGUUAGGGCUGGUUGGUUGCAGCUGUGUGUGAGAGAAAGCAGAAUACCAAGAGAACGGGGGGAGAAGCAGUGGAGAGCAUGGCCCUGAGUGGGAGCCAAGACAGCUGCUUAGCGUACAAGACUGGCUCGAGGGCUGGCUGGGAAAUGGAGCCAAACUGCCCCUAUUUGUUUCCUUGCGAUUCAGGGGCAUUGUGGGUCAGACCAAAAGUCCAUCUAGCCAUGUCCUGUCUUCCGACUGUGGCCAGUGCCAGGGGCCCUAGAGGGAAUGGACAGAACAGGGAAUCAUCAAGUGAUCCAUCCCGUCUCCCAUUCCCAGCUCCUGGCAAACGGAGGCUAGGGACACCAUCCCUGCCCAGCCUGGCUAAUCGCCAUUGAUGGACCUAUUCUCCAUGAAUUUGUCUAGUUCUUUUUUGAACCCUGUUAUGGUCUUGGCCUUCACAACAUCCUCUGGCAAGGAGUUCCACGGGUUGACUGUGCGUUGUGUGAAGAAAUACUUCCUUUUAUGUGUUUUAAACCUGCUGCCUGUUAAUUUCAUUGGGUGACCCCUAGUUCUUGUGUUAUGAGGAGUAAUUAACACUUCCUGAUUCACUUUCUCCACCCCAGUCAUGAUUUUAUAGGCCUCGAUCAUAUCUCCCCUUAGCCGUCUCUUUUCCAAGCUGAAAAGUCCCAGUCUUAUUCAUCUCUCCUCAUAGGGAAGUCAUUCCAUUCCCCUAAUCAUUUUUGUUGCCCUUUUCUGAACCGUUUCCAAGUCCAAUAGAUCUUUUUCGAGAGGGGGCGACCAGAGCUGCUCAGAGUGUCCAAGGUGUGGGCGUACUCUGGCUUUAUAUAGAGGCAUAUGAUGUUUUCUGUCUUAUUAUCGAUCCCUUUCCUAAUGAGGCCCAACUUUCAAUUUGCUUUUUGACUGCUGGGCCCCCAAGAAAUUGCUGGAACUUCUGCUACUGGGAAUAACCGGGUCAGGCCCUGCCUGGGGGCUGAGCUCAGGGUGGGGCUGCCCUCCCCAGGAGCCCGGUUUCUGUGUCUGGCACUGGAUUUGGUUUUGAUUUCUGUCUGUGACGGCUUGGCUGGGGGAUCCCUGAGGGGGACUCCAGGGCAGUGCAAGCAGCUGGUGCAGCGACCUGCGGAUUCACUGUGGUGUAGCCGAGCCCUGCGCUGGGCUUGUGACUUCGGCUCCCGGAUCCAGGUGCCCAGUGCCCACCCACAUGGAGCUGCGUGACUAUCAGUGGGAAGUGAUCCUGCCCGCCUUGGAGGGCAAGAACAUCAUCAUCUGGCUGCCCACUGGUUCAGGGAAGACCCGGGCAGCCGCCUAUGUGUGCAAGAGGCACCUGGAGACUCGGGAGCGGGCCAAGGUGGCCGUGCUGGUGAACAGGGUGCACCUGGUGGAUCAGCACUACAUGCAGGAAUUCCACGCGCUGCGGGAUCGCUUCCAGGUCACGCCCAUCAGCAGCGACAGCGACCGGAAAUUCUUCUUCUCCCAGGAGGUGAAGCUGAGCGACCUGGUGAUCUGCACAGCGAAGAUCCUGCAGAACGCCCUGACCAGCCAGGACCAGGACAUGCACGUGGAGCUGACAGAUUUCUCCCUGCUGGUGAUUGACGAAUGCCACCACACCCACAAGGACGGCGUCUACAACCAGAUCAUGGAGGAUUACCUGGAGCGCAAGAUAAGAGGCGAGCGGAAGCUGCCGCAGAUCCUGGGCCUCACCGCCUCUCCCGGCACCGGGGGGGCCACCAACUUCCAGGGGGCCAGGCAGCACAUCCUGCAGAUCUGCGCCAACCUGGACACCGCCAAAAUCAUGUCGUCCCAGAAGCACCGUGUCCACCUGGAGGCUCAGGUCCCGCAGCCCAGGAAGCAGUACGAUGUGUCCCACGAGAGGCUGCAGGAUCCCUUGGGCAGGAAGCUGAAGGAGACCAUGGCCCACAUCCACCAGUACCUGGACGUUCGCGGCGUGCCGCAGGACUUCGGCACACAGAUCUACGAGCAGCGCGUUGUCGAGCUGGGGACGGAAGGAGCCGAGUCGUUCUGCCGUAAGAAGCGUACGUGCGCCAUCCACCUGCGGAAGUACAACGACGCGCUGCUGAUCAAUGACACGGUGCGUGCCAUCGAUGCCUUCAGCACCCUGGACGACUUCUACCAGCUGGAAAAGGCCACCAAGGUUCUGCAGGACCCCACGGAGCGCUUCCUCGUCAGCACCUUUGAGGAGAACAGGACAGCCCUGCUGGCUCUGGCCAGCGACCCGCGCUACGAGAACCCCAAGCUGAGCAAGCUGGAGGAGAUCCUCCAGGAGCAGUUCAAGACCCCAGACAGCUCCCGCGGCAUCAUCUUCACCAAGACGCGCCAGAGCGCCCACGCCCUGCACAAGUGGAUCCAGGAGAACACGAAGCUGGCAAGGCUGGGCAUUAAGGCAGCUGUCCUAACUGGAGCCGGCUAUAGCAACCAGACCAAGCACAUGACCCAGAACGAGCAGCAAGACGUGAUCAAAUUGUUCCGCAAGGGAGACUUCAACCUGCUCUUCUCCACCAGCGUGGCCGAGGAGGGCCUGGACAUCCCAGAAUGCAACAUUGUGGUUCGCUACGGGCUGAUGACCAACGAGAUUGCCAUGGUGCAGGCCAGGGGCCGCGCCCGCGCCAAGAACAGUCUGUACUCCGUCCUCGCCAAGGCCAACAGCAAGGAGGUGUCGCGGGAGCGGCUGAACGAGACCCUGGAGGAGCUCACGCAAAGAGUCAUCGAAGAGGUGCAGGCCAUGCCGGAGAAGGAGUACCGGGACACGAUCGCAGCCCUGCAGCGAAGCGCCAUCGUUAGCCGGAAGGUGAAGAGGGCUGAAGGCAACCAGAAGCGGCAGCUGCACGAGCCGGACGCCGUCCGCCUCCACUGUAUAAACUGCAACGUGGCCGUGUGCCACGGCAGCGACCUGCGCACCGUGGAGAAGAUGCACCACGUCAACGUCAACCCGGACUUCAAGAUUUACUACAACGCCACGUCCGCCAAAGUGGAGAUUCCCCGGAACUUCAAGGACUGGAAGCCAGGGGGCAGCAUCAGCUGUGCCAGCUGCGGCCAGGCCUGGGGCAUAGAGAUGAUCUACCGCAGCGUGACGCUGCCCGUCCUCUCCAUCAAAAACUUCGUGGUGGCGACACCGGACGGGAACAAACAGACCAAGCAGUGGAGCCGGGUGACUUUCGCCAUCGAGGAGUUUGACUAUGUGGAGUACUGCAGCAGCAAGCUGGGCAUGUAGCACCCGGCGCGCUCAGGAGACUGUCCGAGCCCCAGGCACCCUCCCAUGGUGAUAGGGAGCCUCAGCCCAGCCCUUGGCAUGGUAGGCGGGAGCGCCCCUCCUGGAGAUCAGCACUGGGCACAGUGGAAGCAUUUUAACCCUGCUUUGUCCGGGUGUGGCUCUGUCUUUCCUCCAUAAGCUCUGCAGUACCCGGGCACUAGGCAGGAGCAGACCAAUGGAGGAGUAAGAACCCUCUGGAGAUGGGGGGCCCCCCUGCGCUCCUGCCCCCUCUGCUCUGCUGGGCCCCUCUGGGCCUGCGCAGAAUCAGGUGCAGGAUUGGGACCUAGGGGGGCUGCCUCCCCCAGAGACCAGACUCUGGGCUGAGAGGUGGUCUAGGGAUGGGACUGAAGUGUCCCGGCCAAACAAGGCAAGGGACCAUAGAACCAUAGGGGUCAUGCAGUCUGACCCCCUGCCAAGAUCUGUACUGUUCAGCCCAGGAUUGGCCAAAAAAAUCCCUCCUGCCCUCCCCAGGCAUCUAAUGCACUCCCCCAUCCACCCUCCUCUCCACCCUGCCCUGCCCUCCCCCUCAACACUCACUGCUAAGGGGCAGAGUGGUGUGACCAAAGCACAGCCCUGGGAUGCAAGACUCCUGGGUCCUGUUCCCAGCUCUGCCGUUGACUCACUGGCUGAUCUCACACACGUCUCGUCCCUCCUCUGUGCCUCAGUUUCCCUACCUGGCAGCCAAUGGAUAAUGCCGCACCCCUUCUAAGGGGCAUCUGAGGGUAAAUGUCUUUGUGGUUCUGUGAAGGAUGGUACGCAUCUCUCCCCCGGCCCUUGUCCGGGAGCCCUCCCCGCAUCUCGGUCACAGUUUGCAGUGAUUCUGCGCAAUGCACACAGGCCAUAUUUUUUCCUGCUCGGCUGCACGAACCCGAGUGCGUGUCAAUUGCAGCAGCGAGUGAUCGGUUUGCAGGACUGCCACCAGCCCCUCUGCUGUCCGAACCACUCACCCUUGCAGCGGCUCGUGCUUAGCCGGAGGGGAGAAGCCAGUACGAAAACAGGCAAGUUCUUAUGAAAAUUGGAAGAAUAAAGCCAAUAGGGGGCCUCCUUGAGCCUCUCGGGGCCCCCACACAAUUGCUUAGCCUGCGUAUGCCUAGUGCCAGCUCUGGGUGGGUAGGAGGGACAAGCCCCACGGAGUCACUAGACACCACACAAUGCGGUCGGGAGCGGCCGGCGAGUUGCUUUGCGCGCUGAUCUCCAAGCAGCCUGCUGCCACUUGGGGGGUUUGAGGCUGUGACGCUGGCAGGCCAGGUGGCAGCUCAUGCCGCCGUCCCCAGGCCUCAGCUGACCGCUGACAAAUACACAGCGGGCACCAGUCUGGCUCCCCGGGGGUUCGUAGUGAUAAACCAGGUAGUAGAAUUAUCAGCAUGUGCUUAGUGUUUAGACUUCAGCGAAUUGCUGUGAGUUGCUACGUGCGUUAAUCUCAGUCAAACUCUGUAUCCCACCCUGUAAGGUAAUAGCUGAGCGUUUGCGCUGUCAGCCUCUGUAACUGUGUAAAGCCCCGGACUGGAGCGAGAGCGAUUAGUGUGAAAUGCUGGCCCCCGACGGCAGGCGUUACCGCCAGCCUACAAGGAAGGCCCAGCCACACCAGACGGACUAGAGCGGAACAUUAAUGUGGACAAAAGACUUGGUUGUUUACGCUCCCUAACCCUAUUAAGAUGAGUCUCGCCCGUGAAUUCCUCCCAUGUCCCAUCAGCUGAGUUUCAACUCCGAGCAGAAGAGGAGAAGGGAAUAAAAACCCCUCACAAGGAGGAACUGGAUCUUUAUGCUUCUUUGCAUAGGACAAGACUCGCUAGGCAUAAGCAAAAGAUCCCCAGCUGCUCAGCCCGGGUUAGCCCUGCAGGAGACACAGAGCUUGCAUAGCAUAGAAGCGUCUGUGACUUUUUCAAACUGAAGAUUGGAACUCAUUUGUGUGCAUCUGUUUACCCACUUUAACUGUAUAAAUAACUCGGAUUUCCUUUUCUAUAGAAUAAAUCUUUAGAUAGGUUAGUAUA